AGUUGUGUCGUCUAAAUUGGCCUUUACAGUUUACAUGACUGUACUGUCAUCUAACAAAUUCUUUGCUCUUAAAGAUGCUCGGGAUGUUCUGCAUGUAUGCUCAAAUGAAAGGGAUGAGAAUGGUAUGAGCAGAAGAGAAAUCUUCUUUUUCAGAUGGCUUGGAGCAGUUGUAUUUUGGAACGUGGAUAAAGAGGAAAUUCAACAUAUUAGAACUGUCAUGAAAMGAUUUGAAGGUCACUCAAGCUACACAGAAGAGGAUAUAGAGGAAGAGAGUGAAGAAAUACCAUUUUCAUAUUCAAAAAAUCAAACCAAUUUUGUAAAAGGAAGGAUUUUGUUAAGUGAAAAUGAGAGCAUAGAAGAAAAAUCUCUUCACAAAUUUGCUUUUUCAAAUGCUAUUGCUUUAUCAGUAAAACUUGGAAUUUGGGAGUCACAACUUGAAGAGUAUAUUGAUUCAUUAGCGUGGGUUCCUACAGCUUUAAGUAAAGGUGUUAAACUCAAGAUGUCUAGGAAAGAAAUAUUAGAAAAAACAGGAGAGCUUAUUUCUUUAAGAUAUAAAAUUAACUUAUAUUCGGACUUGCUAAUGACACCUGACUUCUACUGGGACCGUGAAGAGCUUGGUAAACAUUAUGAAAGUAUGUGUUCCUACAUGGAUAUUAGAAGAAGAACUAAGGUUAUGAAUGAAAAAUUGAAUCACUGUAGUGAGCUAGCAGAGCUACUAAGAUCACAUCUCAGUGAAAGACAUUCAAAUACUCUUGAAUGGGGGAUUAUUGCACUCAUUGCAAUUGAGGUAAUAUUCGAAAUCAUCCAUCUGGUAGAGACACAUAUUCCUUUAAACUAACUUAAUAAACAAAGUAGAAUAUUUAAUAAAUAACAUCCAAGAUGCCCUUAUUUGCAGUACUGUACUGUCCUUGGAGACCUGGUUUAAUUGCUUAGCAAGACCUAGUUAUAAUUCAAUGAAUAUAACUUAUCAGUUUUGUACUACACAAAUGUUUUCUCCAACAUUAUAAUUUUUAAGAAUGUGUAUCAAGACAGUAAUUGUUAUUAAUAUGAACRUAAUUAUGAAAUUAAAAACAGUAGAAAAAAGUAGAAUUAUCUGUCAUACUGUAUUUAAAUACACUCACUGAUGAAAAGUUUGGGCCUCUCAUAUAUUGAUUUAUCUAUUGCCAUUUUCUUCGCACAAGCAUUGGACACCAUACAUUGAUUAUAUUUGUCAUAAUUCCUGAGCUUCUUUAUUCCAAAAGUCACUUGGAUUUUCUCUUUUUUCCCAUAUGGAUUCUGAAGUGAAUUUAGGUUCAUCUCUUGCCAGAGCUUCUUGUAGUGAGACCUGGAUGUA
Exaiptasia diaphana is the source of this 1333-nucleotide messenger RNA. RefSeq names its product required for meiotic nuclear division protein 1 homolog. The transcript has 9 exons. The record is from RefSeq and is a predicted model, not a curated record. Lineage: Eukaryota; Metazoa; Cnidaria; Anthozoa; Actiniaria; Aiptasiidae. Gene Ontology annotation, biological process: positive regulation of mitochondrial translation. The coding region runs from base 35 to 838 and encodes 267 amino acids.